Molecule: messenger RNA, 1257 nt
Organism: Ochotona curzoniae (black-lipped pika)
Lineage: Eukaryota; Metazoa; Chordata; Mammalia; Lagomorpha; Ochotonidae
Gene: GCSAML
Product: germinal center associated signaling and motility like
Exons: 5
Coding region: 73-456 (127 amino acids)
Biological process (GO): regulation of B cell receptor signaling pathway; regulation of lymphocyte migration
Source: RefSeq, a predicted model, not a curated record
CUAGGCACUGCGCCUGUGAGGGUAGUCCCAAGCCCAGUCAGGUCAUCUGCACCACCCAGGCCACCUUGGAGGAUGGGAAAUAACCUCCGCUGCCUGGGAAGGAACCGGAGGAAGCGCAGGGAGUCUGGCCCUGGCGGGACGAGAGAGCGGCAAGAAGGGUCUGCGUCUGAAGGAGACCUUCAAGGCCCAGGUGAAGAAGCUGCAGCCGUAUCUAACCAGGAGUGUGACAACGGCAGCGGCUCAGAAGUGUGCUACACUGUCAUUAAUCACGCCCCUCGGAGGUCCUCGCUCAACUCCAAUGAUGACGGCGGCUAUGAGAACGUGGAGGCCGCCUCCCGGAGAGUGAGGCCGCCCCGGGAGGGCUCGGAGACCGAGUACACGCUCCUGAGGACAGCCGCCCUCGGACCCUCCUCCUACAGCACUGAGCCCGACUACGAAGUUGUGCUCCCGCACUAGCAGCCCACCUGUCUCCUACACAGAUGGGGUGCAGAUGGGCAGCCUCGGGACACGUCUUCUCUCUCAGAAGCCCCUGGAGCAUUCAUCUCUGGCCAGAGACUGUGUGUUCUGCCGUAGGUUUUAUUCUACCACUGUCAGCAGCUCUUGGGUGAGGCGGCUCUGCUUUGGUUGAAAUGAUGCUCCAGAGAGAGGCCCAAGACCUACCCAGGGCAGCAAGGGCACACACGUGUGUCUUGGGGUCCUGGCUCCAAAUGUCAGCAUCUCCAGGGACCUAACUCCUCUUUGAGGUGGGACUAACUCAGUACAUUCAGCAAUGUCAGACUAGCGACCAGACCCCUCAGUAGAUGCAUCACUGUCGCUUUUCUCUGUGUCCUGAGAAUCUAGCUCACAAGCUGGGGUGGGGAUUAAAGAACUGACAAGAAGAGGAACCGAAUGUGUCACCAAGAAGAAACCAUGAGAGGUUGCCUGCUCUGCUUUUCUGUCCAACAGUAAAUUGUAGGAUUCUCUUCAAUGAUUAGUCAAAAACAUUGCUUAAAGUUGUGUUUACAACAAACCGGUUCAUACCUGUGUAUUUCUUUGAGGUAGUUCUAAAUGGCUCACUUGCUUGUGUACAAGUUUUGCCCAAGUCUGGUGCUUCCUUGUGCUGAUGGCAACAUGUAGAAAUCCUGUAGUUCUGGAAAACUCAUCCUGUCCAAAGUAUACGAGUAGAAAUCAGCCAACUUUGGGAAAAUGAUGGAAUUAUUGACUUUUGUGCUUUUGUAGCCACUUUUGAUAUAUAACACAUAUAAUACUUAACAUUCA